This is a messenger RNA of Cryptococcus wingfieldii CBS 7118, 1032 nucleotides long. RefSeq names its product HAD hydrolase. Gene Ontology annotation, molecular function: phosphatase activity. The coding region runs from base 1 to 1032 and encodes 343 amino acids. The record is from RefSeq and is a predicted model, not a curated record. NCBI's taxonomy places the organism in Eukaryota, Fungi, Basidiomycota, Tremellomycetes, Tremellales, Cryptococcaceae. The transcript is spliced from 3 exons.
AUGGCGUUCUACCUGCGUAAAUCUACGUUCUACGGAGAUGACCGCCACAACUCGGUUGGCCGUCAUGGUAAUCCCUUUUCCUUCUAUAAACUCGUCUUUUCACGAUCUUGUAUCACUCUGAACCAUGUCCAAGUAAGUCCUGUGCUUCUACACAAUAACCCCGCUAACAUCCUCAGGAACACUCUCAAGCUGAAAGCACUCCUCAUCGACCUGAACGGCACCCUCCACAUCGGCUCCGACCCCACGCCUUCUGCCGUUCAAGCCCUCACUCGCCUACGUCAAGCCCGCAUCCCAUUCAUAUUCUGCUCCAACUCUACCAAGGAAAGCAGCUUGUGUCCGCUGGGGAAGCUGAAGGGGAUGGGGUUUGAGGCGAGGAAGGAAGAGUUGUUGACGAGCUUGGGAGCUUGCAAGAUGCUCGUCGAGGAGAGAGGAUACAAGCGACCUUUAUUGCUCAUGUCGCCUUCUGCGCAAGAAGAGUUUGCUUCCUUCUCCGACUCGGCGCCAUACGAUUCUGUCAUUCUCGGCCUUCACCCCCAAUCCCUCUCUUACGAACCCCUCAACCGCGCCUUCCGCGUCUUGAAAGGCGAACCUCUCUCUACUCAGGACUCAGAGGAUAAAUCAAAAGCAGAGCCAGCUCUGAUAGCGCCCCACGCGGCAAUGUACAUGCAAGACCCCGGCUCGUCUUCUCUCCUGCCAGGCCUGAGUCUGGGUAUCGGUCCCUUUGUCCGUGCGCUGGAAGAGUCAACGGGGACGAAGGCGGAGAUUGUAGGUAAACCUACAAGGAGCUUUUUUGAGCUCGCUCUGGAACGGCUGAAAGCGCUAGGUGGGGAAGAGUGGGAUGUAGGAGAGGUGGCAGUGGUGGGGGAUGACGUGGAGAAUGAUCUGGGAGAGGGUGCCAGGGAGCUGGGUUUGAAGAGAGUGCUGGUCAAAACAGGCAAGUAUCGUCAAGGCGUCGAGAGGACGACAGAGUACCCGCCGGAUCAUGUUUACGAUACGUUUGCGAAUCUAGUAGAUGAUCUCGCCCAGCAAUAG